Molecule: messenger RNA, 5043 nt
Organism: Gasterosteus aculeatus aculeatus (three-spined stickleback)
Lineage: Eukaryota; Metazoa; Chordata; Actinopteri; Perciformes; Gasterosteidae
Gene: pkn2a
Product: protein kinase N2a
Biological process (GO): signal transduction; protein phosphorylation
Molecular function (GO): ATP binding; protein serine/threonine kinase activity; small GTPase binding
Source: RefSeq, a predicted model, not a curated record
CGUCCGGGCGGAGAGCAGCUCCUUUCGGGGCGGAACGCUUCCACUCAAAACCACCGCCUCUUUUCUCCAAACCGCACCGGGACAGAUUUACUCCUGACGGCUCUUUUUCUUUUUUCUUUUCUUUUUUUCUCCUCAUUUCGUAUCCAUGAACACAGCAGUCCGCCCUCCAGGAGCCACUCUAGGACGGCGUGGCCGCGUCAAUGAAGUGUGAAGACGACGCGGGGAGCCCGGCGUACCCGGGGGGACCGAUGAUUUGGUCCAAAUAAACACUUUUAUUUAUUUAUUUUCCCUCCCCCUCGUCGCCGGAGAGGGAAACUUGAAACGAGGCAGAGUUUUUUUUUUUUUUUUUUUUUGGGAGUUCCACCUCCCCUCCUCUCUCCCCGUAGGAUUUGAUUCAAAGGCGAAAACCAAGAUGGCCGCCGACUCCGUGCAGGGGGAUUCCAGGGGCCAGCUGGUGGCGGAGCGACUCGGUCUGGGUCACAACCUGGAUCUGUCCGACACGAUGGUUCAACAGAAGCUCGACGAGAUCAAGGAGCAGAUCCGACGGGAGAUCCGUAAAGAGCUGAAGAUCAAAGAAGGCGCGGAAAAUCUCCGAAAGGUAACCACGGACAAGAAGAGCCUGGCUUAUGUUGACAACAUGCUGAAAAAGUCUAACAAGAAGGUUGAGGAGCUUCAUCAGGAGCUGCAGGAGCUCAACGCCCACAUAGUGGUCAAAGACCCCGAGGAACUGCUAGAAUGCCCUUUGACCCCAGACACGCCAAACAGUGAGGCGAGAAUGUGCACCAGCAGCAGCCGCCUCGCCGCCCUGAAAAGACAGAACGACAUUGAGCUCAAGGUCAAGCAGGGUGCAGAGAACAUGAUUCUGAUGUACUCCAACGGGCCCUCCAAGGAUCGUAAGUUGCUAGCGACCGCACAGCAGAUGCUUCAAGACAGCAAGACGAAGAUAGAGUUCAUCAGGAUGCAGAUCCUCAAGGCCAGCCAGGCCAGCGAGCUGAGCUUCGAUAACAACGACGUGAUGGACAAGCCCAUCAUCAGCCCGCUGGACCUUCGGGUGGAGGAGCUGUGUCACCACGCCAAGAUAGAGUCCGCCGUGGCGGAGGGAGCCAAGAACGUCAUGAAACUCCUGGGCACGGGAAAGGUCACAGAGAAGAAAGCCCAUUCGGAGGCCCAGGCUCGGUUCAAUGAGUCCAGCCAGAAGCUCGACCUCCUGCGGUAUUCCUUGGAGCAACGCCUCAACGAGUUGCCAAAAAACCACCCUCGCAGCAGCAGCAUCGUGGAGGAGUUGUCCCUGCUGUCCUCGCCGGUCCUCAGCCCCAGAUCCAGCAUCAUUGCCACGCAGAACCAGUACAGCACGGUGACCAAGCCAGCUGCCCUCACAGGCACAUUGGACGUGAGGCUCAUGGGCUGUCAGGACCUUCUGGAGAACGUGCCCGGUCGUUCCAAAGCUGCGUCUGUCCCGCUGCCCGGCUGGAGUCCCAGCGAGACGCGCUCGUCCUUCAUCAGCCGAGCCAACCGGAACCGCGGCGUGAGCUCGCGGAACCUGACGAAGAGCGAGGAGCUCUCCAAUGAGAUCAGCGCAGUGUUGAAGCUGGACAACACGGUAGUCGGCCAAACAAGCUGGAGGUCUGUCAGUAACCAGGCGUGGGACCAGAAGUUUACAUUGGAGCUGGACCGGUCUCGCGAGCUGGAGAUCUCGGUGUACUGGCGCGACUGGCGUUCGCUCUGCGCCGUCAAGUUCCUGCGGCUGGAGGACUUCCUGGACAACCAGCGUCAUGGGAUGUGUCUGUACCUGGAGCCCCAGGGGAUGCUGUUUGCUGAGGUGACGUUUUUCAAUCCCGUCAUUGAGAGACGACCAAAGUUGCAAAGACAAAAGAAGAUUUUCUCAAAGCAGCAAGGUAAAACCUUCCUGCGAGCCCCUCAGAUGAACAUCAACAUCGCCACCUGGGGCCGCCUGGUGAGAAGAGCCAUCCCCACCGUCAGCACCAACUCCUUCAGCCCGCAGGCGGCAGAGACCGGGCAGAGCAGCCUGCCCGGGUCACCCACGCCCUGCAGUGACCCGCUGGUGACCAAGCUGGACUUUGACAAAGAGCCGACCCCAGGACCCAAACACUACGAGGCACCCGACGACAUCCGGGAACCGCUGGUCCAGGAUAAGCUGCCGGACAAAGAGGAGGAACAGGACGCGCUGGCCUCCUUUGACUUCCUGAACAAGAGGAACAGCAUGGCGGUGAAGCCGGACCAGGACGGACUGCUGGAGCAGGAGAUGCAGCAUCCGGACCUGGAGCUCAUCGCCAUCCCGAAAGACUCAGAAAUAAGGGAAGAAGAUCCGUUCCACUUCAGCCUCAAAGACUUCAAAUGUGUGGCGGUCCUCGGCCGUGGUCACUUUGGAAAGGUGUUGUUGGCAGAAUAUAAAAGCACAGGUGAGAUGUUUGCUAUCAAAGCGCUGAAGAAAGGAGACAUCGUGGCUCGCGACGAGGUGGACAGUCUCAUGUGCGAGAAAAGGAUCUUCGAGGCGGUCAACAGCGUCCGCCACCCGUUCCUGGUCAACCUGUUUGCGUGUUUCCAGACGCAGGAGCACGUUUGUUUUGUCAUGGAGUACGCUGCGGGAGGAGACCUAAUGAUGCACAUCCACGCGGACGUGUUCUCCGAGCCGAGGGCCAUAUUUUAUGCAGCCUGCGUCGUAUUGGGAUUACAGUUCUUACAUGACCAUAAGAUCGUGUACAGAGAUUUGAAGCUGGAUAACCUCCUCCUGGACACAGAGGGCUACGUCAAGAUUGCUGACUUUGGGCUUUGCAAAGAAGGAAUGGGCUUCAAGGACCGCACCAGCACGUUUUGUGGCACGCCGGAGUUUCUAGCACCUGAGGUUUUGACCGAAACGUCGUACACUCGCGCUGUGGAUUGGUGGGGGCUGGGCGUCCUCAUCUUUGAGAUGCUGGUUGGGGAGUCGCCCUUCCCCGGCGACGACGAGGAGGAGGUGUUUGACAGCAUCGUCAACGAUGAAGUCCGCUACCCACGAUUCCUCUCGACCGAGGCCAUCUCCAUCAUGAGAAGGCUUCUGAGAAGGAAUCCGGAAAGACGACUGGGAGCAGGAGAUAAGGACGCCGAGGAGGUUAAGAAACAUCUUUUCUUCAGGAACAUGGAUUGGAACGGACUUUUGGCUAAGAAGGUGAAGCCGCCCUUCGUGCCCACCAUUCAGGGCGCCAACGACGUCAGCAAUUUUGACGACGAAUUUACCUCAGAGGCUCCCAUCUUAACCCCGCCCAGGGAACCCCGACCGCUGAACUCGGACGAGCAGCACAUGUUCUCUGACUUUGAUUACAUCGCUGACUGGUGUUAGCUUCACGCAGCUUCACCCCCCAAACACUCACACACACUGUGAACCAACCAACCAACACAGCAAUGGCUGUAGCUCACGUCAGUUUUAAAGCCCAGAAUGUUGAGGAGGAGGAGGAGCAACGAGUGCGGCGGCUCCCCCGAGCCUUUGGGGCAAAACUCUGUGCCAUUGAGAAGAAAGUCCAGCAGCCUCUAGAGGACCCCCACUUAUUUUUUUAAAUCCAUAUGAAGAACGUUUCUUUUUUCUUUUUCUUUUUUAACAAAACGGGAAAAAAAACGAAAGCCUGUUGGAGAAUGAACGAGGAGGAGCGCUUCUUCCUUCCUGCACACUCGUUGUGUCCGUUGUCUGACCACUGAGAAUGUUUUUCAUAAGAACUCUUGAGCAGACGUCACAACCAUGUUAUUCAGUGUCCCUGUCGUCGGUUUCUUUUCUUUUUUUAAAUCUGUACAGAUUAUAUUCAGUCGUAUAUAUUUUAUUUUCUUUAUUUUGCAAAAGCCCUCGUCAUGGAUUUAAGGACAUUUAAUCUCACUGUACAUUUUGAAGUGCUCAAAGCAUUGUCACUGAGCGGUCGACCAUACAGACACCUCGACUACUACUGCUGCUUCUUGACUUGAAAUCAAAGAGGGUCUUCACCCUUUUUGUCUCGGGGCCCAAUCUUUGUUCACCAACUGUUUUAACUUUUUUUUACAACAACCCACAUAAUAAUAAUCGUAACGAUAAUACUCUUUACUAUAAAACCGUAGUCCAGUGUUAAAUGUGACCUACGCUGUUAAACACACUACUCUUGUGGGAAAUCAGAUGAUUACAUAAGAGCGUUGGCCAGAAGAAAUUAUGAAUAUUUAAUAUUCUCCUCUGUCUGAUGCCCUCUCGUGGUGUUGUAGAUUUUCAGUUGACCUCAGUUCUAAAAAUCUUAACUGCACCUUUGUAUUGCAGUAUCUUUUGGAGCAAUAAAAUCAAGCAUAAAGUAAAUUAUUAUUUUAGAGCGGAGUACAGCUGGAUGUCAAAUGUUUUCCAUUUCGUGGGAGUGAAGGGCUCGUUUCUAAAUGGACAUCUGGUUGUGAAGCUGAAAGCCUUUUUCUUGUUACCUCAGUCAAAGUGAAAACAUCAGUGUUUUGCCGUUACAAGCUAUCAAAACCAAAUGAAUCCUGUCCGUCUUGAAGCAGCAGACAAAUCCCUCGUGGUAAGAAGUAUCUGAUUGAUGGACUGAACCCAAUGAAGCUAAGACUUGUUGUGCAGAAAUCCAUAACAAAGCCUAAGCUGUUUUUUGGGAACAUACAUAAUUCAGUUAUUCCAGCCUACUGUCUAAAUGUAAUUUAAAUGCUUCUCAGUUGCAUUUUUCAAUCUGACCGAGAAACCAGUGGUUUUAUGUUUAGUCAAUUUGCAUUAUAUAAAAAGUGACUCGAAUAAUGGAGAGCUGUUCACAUGAAUCACUACAGGGGAGGGUAUAUUAUAUAUACAAACUGUAUGAACACAAUUAAGCUCAAAGCACUAAUUUUAUCUAGUUUUAAUUAUCUACAUGUGUUGAUGAAAAUAGAUUGUACAAAGUUUUUUUUUUUUAUUUACUUGUGCAUGUUGUUGCCAGAACAAAGACUAUAGAUGGUACAAAUACUCGAGUCACACAACUGUUGAUCACACCGGUGUAAAAAGAAAAAGGCAUUUCUGCAGUUGUUGCCUAUCAUAAAUGCACAAUUAAACAUUUGUAAUCGUGA